AUUUACUAAAUGUGGCAGUAGAGGAAUACAACUUUUUACCAGCUUGAGAACAGCAUGAUAUUUUUUGUUUUUCUGUGUGUGCUGUCAUUUCCAGCAGCUGUUUUUACUGGUAGGAUUUGCCUUUAAUCAGGUUCUCACUCCUUGCAGUUCCUUGUAACUUGCAUUAAAAGAGAGGCACCACUUCCUGAAUUUAGUGUUUUAUAUAUGUUGGAUGACAUCCCAGUUGGAUAUUAUGAUUCAGAGACGAGAAUCUACAUUCCAAGAGGAAAUACUACAAAUGAAGAUGAGGAGGUUGAUCACAUAAGUUAUAACAUAAGGGAAUUUUUGCAACCUAUUAUUUUGAGUAGACUUGCAGGAAGGUUUGUGAACAAAACAAAAGGUCCUUUGGUUCAUCAGAUGUUGAGUCUGUGUGAAGUGUCGGACAAUGACAAACCUGGGCAAAUGAUCACUAAGAUUGCUUUUGAAGGCUCCACUACAGAUGAAAUACGUUUCAUUGAUGACACAUUAACACAUCAAGGCAUUGAAAAACAAUCAACACUACAUCUAGAGAUAUACAGAUAUCGUCAUGCGACUGUACACUACCCACGCUGCACAACAGGUCUCAGAAAGUACCUUAAAAAAAGAGGAAUGCAAGGAAAGAGGAGAGUGAAACCACGAGUCAGGCUCUUCAAGACAGAACUGUCUUCUGGGUUUAGUGUGAGUUGUUUGGCGACAGGAUUUUACCCUCGUCACAUCAACCUGACCCUGUUCAGAGAUGGACAGCCUGUACCUGAUCAUGAGAUCACUGGAGGAGAUCUGCUGCCCAAUGGUGACGGGACGUACCAGAUGAGGAAGAGUCUAGAGAUCAGUGCAGACGAACACAAAUACACCUGCUCUGCCACACACCUCAGUCUGGACAACAAACUGGACGUCACUUUAGAGUAUGAUCACAAGGAACCAUUUAAAUCAGUGAUUCCUUCGAUUCUGACAGUUUUGGCUCUGACAUUGGUGUUUGGAGUUGCAGCUGCUAUAUGGAAAAAACGAUGUGCAGACUCCUUAAAAAAUGGUUAUUCUAAUCCAACAUCUGAAGAAACUGUGGGAACAAAAUAAAAAAAGAUUAUAUAAUGUCCUGGAUGAGUGAAAUAUCUUCAAACAAUGAACAAAAAAUUCAGGAUGCUCAUAAAUGGAUCAUACAUCUUUAACAACACAAUUAACAAACUACAGUGCAUAAAUCCACUUGUUACAUAUGCACACAAUACCAAACGAAGGAAGCAUAAUGUCUGUUUGGUUUUCACCUGCUCCAUGAGGAGCUAUAUUCUGAAAAUGCUAAUCAACGCUAGGAAACUGCUGGAAAUGGACGGUGCAUAGUGUCUUUACGUUGCUGCUUUGACAGUGUUCUCUGACAUUGGCUGAUUGCCACAGCAAGUCUCACAAACACAAAAACUUAAAACAUUUACAAUGGGUAUUUUUAACACAUGUAAUUUUCGCAGUUAAAGGUUGCAUACACUGUUAGACCUUGCCGGGCUUUUUUACAGUAAAAUACUGGCAACACUGUCGCCAGUUAUUUACUGUAAUCUACAGUAUGUUACUGUAAAGAUACCAUGCACUAAAUUAAAACUCGUGUUACCUCAUUUCAUUUGCAGAAACCAAAGGCCUCAAAUUGUCAGAGUGCCAUUUAAAUUUACAAACUAAUUUUUAUUAUACGCUAAUAAUAGGAGCAUAUCAUCACAAUGAACUUAUUUCUUUAGAAUUCAAUAAAAACAUUUUAAAUAAAAAGACUGUCACUGCACCAGCAACUACACAGUCACCAUCUGUUAAAUAAAACAACAUGCAGCACAUCACCAUUGUCUCUCGAUCUUCUCCUGAACCUAAGCACAGGCUCUACUCUUCAGCACAAUGGUGACCCACAAAACUCAAUUUUACAGUAAACUACUGGCAACAGUGUUUGUAACUGUUAAAUUACAUUUUGUGAGUGUGUCUUUUUAUCUUACACCUUUAACCCUUUCAACCCCACAGGAACAUCCUCUAGUGUCCACGCUACAGAGUAAAAGUAACAUUGACGCUGUGUUGCAGUGAGAUAAUUAAGUUUAUACUUAAGUGAUGUUUGAGCAUUAAUGAUGAACACCUGCUGUUAACAAGCAGAACUACUGAAAAGAGGAACAAGAACAGAAUAAAUACUAGCAGAAACUACAACUACGAGCAGAAUUACAACUGUCUUCCAGCCAUUACACAUUAUUACACUUAUUACUAACCAGUUUAACUUUACUUCUACAGAAGAUCUUAUUGAGAAUUAACAGAAGUUUAGAUGUUGAUAUUUUGGUGAAAAUGUUUGGUUUGAUGUUACCAUUGAGGAGAUAAGCGUUUGCUUUAGUUGAGCUCUUUACCCAUGACCUUCUAAUACAUCAGUUUUAUUUUUUUCUUUGACUGAUUAAACUGUUCAAAAAUUGUUGGUGAUAAUACAACCAUCACAUAGUCUCUUGAAUCACUGAAUUCAUGCUUUUUUUUAUCUGUUGUUACAAUAUUAAAGGUCCUGUUUUUUUUG
This is a messenger RNA of Megalobrama amblycephala (Wuchang bream), 2521 nucleotides long. RefSeq names its product major histocompatibility complex class I-related gene protein-like. The record is from RefSeq and is a predicted model, not a curated record. NCBI's taxonomy places the organism in Eukaryota, Metazoa, Chordata, Actinopteri, Cypriniformes, Xenocyprididae. Gene Ontology annotation, cellular component: external side of plasma membrane. The transcript has 7 exons. The coding region runs from base 205 to 1089 and encodes 294 amino acids. Gene Ontology annotation, biological process: immune response.